Molecule: messenger RNA, 4245 nt
Organism: Scaptodrosophila lebanonensis
Lineage: Eukaryota; Metazoa; Arthropoda; Insecta; Diptera; Drosophilidae
Gene: mus312
Product: structure-specific endonuclease subunit SLX4
Exons: 4
Coding region: 66-4034 (1322 amino acids)
Biological process (GO): interstrand cross-link repair; resolution of meiotic recombination intermediates; DNA replication
Cellular component (GO): Slx1-Slx4 complex; nucleus
Molecular function (GO): enzyme binding
Source: RefSeq, a predicted model, not a curated record
CGUCCUGGGAAAUUCAUCAGGGAGACAAUUGAGGAGGCGGAGAAGCUUAGGGUUGAGCGUUAAAAAUGGACAGGCAAACACGAAAAACUAAUUUUAAAAAACUGCAACUACCCGCGACCACAAAGCUGCGAUCCACGCGCAGCAGCAAAAGGAACACAGAAACUCUUACACUAUCCAACUACUUCAAUACCCCAGAGAAAGUCAGCAAUCAGGCAGAUCAGGUUGAAGAUCAGUCCAAGGAAUCGGAGCAAACAGCUACAAAGACCAAUGAUAAGAUUAGGGCCGCGAAUUUAGAAACAUCGCCAGAUGAGCCUAAAAUUAAGAAACCACGUGAAAGCGAUGACUUCGAAAAACCUGGCCCUAAGCCCAAGAAAGCGCCCAAAAUCAAGGCAAAGGCACCACGCCGGGGUCGCAGUAAACAGCAGCCGGCUAUUAGCAAUUUUCUGCGCAACGAACAACUCUUUGCGGAAGUGACGGCCCAGCACUGUAUAGCCGACAACUUCAGUCCGGAUGACAUUGAAAUGGCGCUGGCGCUUUCCAAGUCCGAGGCUGAAAAGCAUGGCAGGCUGCGGUUGCAUGAAUCGGACGAUGCGGUUGUUGAUUUGAUCGGCAAUACCGACACAGAAGAAGGAAACAUCCAGAACAUACGCCUCAAGCUGCAAAAAUAUGGCUUUCGUACAGCAGCAAAAGAAGAUUAUAACUCAUUGUCUGUUGCCAUUUUGCCAGGCGUUAGACGUGGUGGCAAAAAGUGCAGGUGGGCCAAUAAAUUUACAGCGCUGACGUUGCGAAAUCCAGAGAUCCAAUUAAAAAAGUUACAGAACAGAGUUGUGACUCUGCUUGCAGAACAGUGGAUUACAAAAGAAGCGUCGUCGGAAGAGUAUUCACUAACAUCAUAUGAGCUGAUAAGCACAGAUCUUCGUCUAUUGGAAGCCAGUGACGAGAAACGGAUUACCCACGAGCCCAGCGAACAGCCUUUGACUGAUUUAAAUGCCUAUUAUGUGAGGGAUCUAUUCGAAGUAAGCAAGACGCCUGCGAAUCAUUUGCUAAAGGAUUGGUCAGCCAUACAGGGACGCGACCUGUCCCCAAAGCGCUUGACCACUCAAAGUAGGCGACGUAAAGAGCUAUUAGAAAAAGUGUACUCUGAAUUGGAGGAGCUUUUCGGUAACAAACCUAAGCCUGAGCAGAAAGUAUCAUCAAACGAAAUGGUAAUAAAUAAUGGACUGCCCGAACUUGCGAAACUUAUAAAAGAAAACAAAGUACCAUCGUUGGAAGUAGAAAACAGAGUAAAACCUGUAGUAUCUCCAAAAGCAAGAUCACUGGAAUCACUGGAAGUAAAUGAAUCAGAUGUCAGAGCUAACAAACAGCCUGAACUAGCAAAGUUUUUUAAAAAAAAUGCAAAGGCUUUGGGAGAGGAGUCCCCAGAAAUAAAUGAACUAUCCAACAUUAAUGAAUUAUCUGCAUUUGCUAAGCUCAUCGAAGAUAACAUUGUCGAAGAAAAGUCUGCAGCCUGCGCAACUCAAAUUGAAAUGUAUCAAAUUAGCUGUAGUCCUAUGAACGAACAGCCUGAUAAACGCGCAAGAAUUGGGCAAAAUGAAAAGGAGAAUAUUAGCCCCGUUACUGAUUCUUUGUUGAGUAUUCCUUCGCAAAUCACACGCUGUACCUCGCCAGAUUUAUUUGCAGAUUCGGAUGAUGAUGGUGAUAGUAUGCCCGAAGUAGUAAGCAGAGAAGCUAAAGAGUUCGAAGACUUCUCAUUAAAGCCUUACAAAGACGAUGAACAGGAGCAACCACAUAGUAUAACUACCUACGAGAACUAUUCCAGUGAUGAUGUAAAGACUGCUGUCAUUACUUUACCGGCGAAGAAAUACAUUAAAAGUGAAGAAUAUCAAUUUAUAAAAAACCCAAAUGAGGCUAUAAUAGACCUGUCACAAGAUUCUUCAUGUUCAGAGCCUGAAAACAAAAAAGCUAAUUCGUUUUUCGACAAUGAUCUCUUUGAUUCACGCCCAAAUCUUGAGUUCGAUGAAUAUGUAGAAGAAUGGAAACCGGAUUAUCAGGAAGUGAUUGAUUUUGAUUCCCGGUUAAAUGUCAGUGAUAACAUUUCGACAAUUUCAAAAACCUAUUCCAAAUCAUCUCUACAUUUAUCGUCAACCAACUGCAAAGAAGACUUUGACAGCUUCAAAAUAAUAUCUCGUAUGGAAGAGAAAAAUUGCAGCGACGAUUUUAGCUUUACACUUCCAAAUUCAAGACAAAACAGCGAUUUAAGGAUUAAAGAUUCUGAAAUGACUUCACCAACCAAUAAGACCUCACAGGACUCUGCAAAAUCAUUCGCUAAACUUGAUGAAGCAGCAUUCCAGCUUCAAAUGAGUGCUUCACAAAGCUUCAGAAUUAGCUGUAAUCAGACCCCUAACAAAACAAAGGCUGUAGAAUAUGAGCACGGCUUUAAAAGCCCUGUACAAAGUUCUAAGUCAAACACAUUUAACGAUGAUUCUAUCUCGGCGUUUGUUUCGCCUUUCAAGCAUUCGCAUUCCAGCAUUGAUUUAACUCAAGACAGCAACGAUGAAGCGGAAAUUGAGACUGAGAACGAUGGCAUUCUGCUGUCGGAUGAUGAAAUAAAUUACUCCAUUUGGAAAGCCGAUAAAACAUUUCACACGAAAACAAUAAAUAGCGACAUUGACAAUUGUAAUGAUAUACAAAAGAAAUCCAGUUUUCAUAGCGCCUUCUCAUUCGAAAAUCCUGUAGUUCUCAGCAGCUUUCAUAGUGUUGACGAUCUACAUGCAGAUCUUAUGGCGUCCCCCACUAUUUCUAGUAAAUCUGGCAAUUCUCACUCGCCCAACAAAAGUGCGCUGAGCAAAGAACGAGCAGAGUUUGGAAUUUUGGAUGCUGCUCUUUCGCAGCCCUUUACAUUCUCACAGUUGGACAGUCCGGCAAAGCUUUCCGAUUCAAAGGAGGAAAUCGACUGGUCGGAUGCAUCAUUUUUGGAUGUGAUUCCAGAGGUAACUUUCAAACGUUACUCCAGCAGCCACAAUCACAAGUUUAAUGAGCUACUAGCCGAUGUUUUGGAGUCCGAAAAAGCGUUGAAGCCCCCAAGCCCUCCACCAGUUGACCUUGACUUUGAUGAGUUUGAUCGCUUGGUCUUUCAAACUACCAAUGAUUCAGUUACACCUACUGCAUCAGACGCCUUUCCAAGUGGACUAGAUCGUCUGCUGAAGGGCGAAAUCAAUUUGGAGACGCUUCCCCAGCCCACAACGCCUGUCAAACAACGAAGUCCUAAGAAAUCUCUAUCAGUACCCGAUCAAUUGGAAGUCAAUGGCCAAGUAUAUAAAGUGCGUGUUUCUCAUUCGCCUAAACCUGAUUUUAUAAAGUUAUCCGAAUCCGAGUUGCUCAAGCAGCUUUAUAAUUAUGGCAUCAAGCCAUUGAAACGCAAACAGGCUGUGAAAAUGCUCGAAUUCAUCUACAAUCAAACCCAUCCCAAAAUGUUCGUGCCGAAAAUUGAGGAACCUGAACCAACACAAUCAAUUAUCAAAAAAACGUCCUUGUCACGGUCCAAAUCCACACCCGUAGGUAUUAGCAACAACAAGAAGCAGGACAGGUUGCAACAAACAGAUAGCCUUGACUGUCUAACUCCCACCGAAUCCAGAGCUGAAGGGAAACUGCAACUUCGCGAUGCCUUCGGGGAUCAUCUCUUGCGUUUCUCGCAAGCAUUACCCCCAACACUUUGCGAUGAUUUUGAGUAUUAUGUGCUGCAAACGAAUAUAACAAAGAAGACGCCACAGCCUUUGGUUCCACUUCAUAUAGCUUGGCAUAAUCUGCUUCUUGCUAAUCCUGACCUGCAUGAAAGCAUCCUUAUGUAUGAGCCCAUUGAUUUGCAAGAAAUCUAUAUGUAUUUAAAACAAUUGGGGCAUCGUUACGAACCCAAGGAAAUGAAAUGUUUUUUCGAUCGACGCUCUAUUAUUUUCCGCUACGAGUUAGCGCCGAAUGCCAAACAAGCGGAGCGUCAUGUGCGCAAAAAACCGAAAAAGCCUGUCGCUAGAUAUUAGAUUAUUGAGCAAUACAUAUGUACAUUAUAUAGAUUUUAAGGGAUUAUUUUCCGAUUAUUAUAUUCCGUUUAUUUGUAUAUUUGACAAUUCAAUUUCUGCGUCUUCGCAUUUUGGCAUUCAUGCAUACAUUUGUUAUUCUACUGUAACCGAAAAGCUAAGUUCUAGAUUUUAGAUUAAUAAACAAUACUUUUUUGUAUUCCAUCACUUAAAA